GCUGGCUCUGCUCAACUCUUCAAAUGUCUUCGAGUCCCGAUUGCGUGUCUGGCUUGCAGCCCAUUUGUGGGGACCGCUUUCUGGACAUGAUAAAAUCUCGCUGGAUUUGCCCCUGAUCCUCCUGCUUCGCUCCCGCAGCUGCCGUCGCGCAAUCGAGCAACAGACCCAACCCGUAGUACGCUCACGGCACUCGAUACUCGUCCCUUAACUCUUGACCGUCAGUUCACAAUGGCCGGCCUCAGCCCGCAAAUAACAAACCUGAUCAUCAUCCUCGGCAUGAUGCAGGUCGCCAAGAAGAUCCCUUUCGAUGAUCCCACAGUUCUCAACCUUUGCCGGGCCGCAUACGUCGCAAGCAACCUCAUCAUUCUGGGCAUCUACCUUUACAUCAAGGUCGUGAUCGACAAGAAGAAGGAUAUGACCACGCUCAAGUACGUCGAGCCGGCGCCACUGGGCUCAAGCGAGGAGGGCAAGCUCGUCACCACGACGGUCCACGCAUACGACAUCGGCCAGCUGAAGAACCUCAUCCGCGCGCAGGGCAUGGGUGUGCUUAUGAUGGCCGUCAUGCACCUCUACUUCAAGUACACGAACCCGCUGCUCAUCCAGAGCAUCAUCCCGCUCAAGGGCGCGCUCGAGGCAAACCUGACCAAGAUUCACAUCUGGGGCCAACCAGCCUCUGGCGAUCUGAAGAGGCCCUUCAAGCAAGCUGCCGGUUUCAUGAGCGGGCUGCAGAGUGGUCCUGCGCAAGCCGACAAGAAGGCGGUCGAGUCUGCCGAGCGUGCCGGCCGCGGCGGCGUGAAGGAAGAGUAAACUGCAUGUCCAUAAUCUGGCUGCAUGGGUGCUGGGGAAUAUGUGCAGUGUCUCUGCUAGGUGUUGCGGACAUCCUGACAACAAGGGUAAUAGACGGAAGGAAAGACGGGUACCCGGAGCA
Thermothielavioides terrestris NRRL 8126 is the source of this 928-nucleotide messenger RNA. RefSeq lists its product as uncharacterized. Bases 229 to 807 code for a protein of 192 amino acids. Gene Ontology annotation, cellular component: mitochondrion; endoplasmic reticulum. The transcript has 3 exons. Gene Ontology annotation, biological process: protein targeting to ER. The record is from RefSeq and is a predicted model, not a curated record. NCBI's taxonomy places the organism in Eukaryota, Fungi, Ascomycota, Sordariomycetes, Sordariales, Chaetomiaceae.